UCUUGCGGCAUGGCUUCGUCACGGUGCGCGCCCCUGCCCCUUCUGAGCGGAUGCUCAUCGCUGUCACGAAGCAAGCUCCCGUUGGAUCUGCUCGCGGCUCCUGCUACGAUUCACUUCCACACCCUGCACGGCCCGCGCUCCAUCGGAGGUCGAGGAAGGGAGCCGAUCCUGCCGUUUUGCGCUCGUCCACGAGUGGAAGCAAUGGGCAAGGUUCCGGACCCUCCACGAGUGGAAGCAAUGCCCGAGGCCGACAAGGUUCCGGACCCUCCACACCGCAAGCUUCCGGACCCGCGACUGCUGAAGGAGGUCCUUGGCAUCCUGGAGACUUGGAAUCAGGGGUGUUGUCGCCGGAUCCUAUGCCGCCAUGGCACACUCUGUCUGGAGGACGAGCAAAGACAUGGAUAUGAACAUCUCUCUCCAGACGAGCGAGACUGAGCGGUUCCAAAAGAUGGUGGAUGAAGUGCAAGAUACGCACUGGGUAGAGCGCUUGUCGGGCCCUUUUUAU
Selaginella moellendorffii is the source of this 505-nucleotide messenger RNA. RefSeq lists its product as uncharacterized. The coding region runs from base 10 to 435 and encodes 141 amino acids. The record is from RefSeq and is a predicted model, not a curated record. Lineage: Eukaryota; Viridiplantae; Streptophyta; Lycopodiopsida; Selaginellales; Selaginellaceae. The transcript is spliced from 2 exons.